UUGGAGUGGGUGGAGAUCAUUGAACCACGCACACGGGAGCGCAUGUAUGCCAACCUGCUGACGGGCGAGUGCGUCUGGGACCCCCCGCAGGGAGUGUGCAUCAAGCGGACUGGUGAAAACCAGUGGUGGGAACUGUUUGACCCCAACACCUCCCGCUUCUACUACUACAAUGCCUCCACCCAGAGAACGGUCUGGCACAGGCCUCAAGGCUGUGACAUAAUCCCGCUGGCCAAGCUUCAGACCUUGAAGCAGCACACAGACACCGCCGCCCCGCGCUCCGCCGCUGCUGGGGAAGGGAGAGGGUCCGUGGACAACAGCCCGGGGCGUAACAGCGGGGUGAGCCGAGAAGGAAGCACGUCCUCCUCCCUUGACCAGGAGCUGGGUGAGAAGCCGGGCUGCAAAGAAGAGGCUGAGCGGACCUCCUCAUUCCGCUGGAACACAGGAACAAAGGAGCGGAUGCUCAUCAAGGUGACCGACAGAGAGCCAAGCUUUUUGGCUCAUCAGGGAAAUGGCUACUCGCCCUGUGAAUCCCCGACCCCUGGAGGGGGCGGUACCCUGAGAAAUCGCCAUUCGUCAGGAGGAAACCCCCCCUCAGAACCCAACGGCUCCCCGGCUCUCUACUCUGACCGUCGCCAGUCUCCAUAUCUGAAGCGGGCUGAGCUGGGUGGCGGUGGAACCCAGCGCCGUCCGUCCUCCGAGUCCCAGCCCCCGUCACCCCGCUACGCCUAUGAGCCCCCGCUGUAUGAGGAGCCUCCAUCAGACUAUAAGCCCCCCCCGAUCUACGAAGAGCCUCCUACUGAUAUGAACCUAUCAGACUCGUCUUCCCUCUACGGUCCAAACAAGUCGCCGUCCAGGAAGUCCCCGGGCCCCUUCUAUCAUUCCCCCAAGCAGAGCCAGUCGUCCUAUGGACAGCUGGUUCUGACCCGGCAGAAAUGUCCAGAAAAAACCCAGAGUCUGGAGUACAGUCCUGUAGGGAAGGAGUACGUGAAGCAGCUGGUAUAUGUGGAGCAGUCCUCCUCCAGUCCGCGCUUCAAGACCACUGACCGCCUGCAGCGUUACGGCAGCAACGGAGGCUUCGGGGGUCCAUAUGGGGGGUCCUAUACCCUACAGCAUAGUCAGUCUCUCAUUAGAGAUCCCCGCCAAGUCCUGGACUACCGCGGCGAUGGGGGGGAGGGAGGCCAGAGGUUUGUGUAUGAAGACUCGUUGUCAUGGACCUCCUCUUCCUCUACAGCCGGGUCGGCCGCUUUCUCUCCCACUGGAAACCGCAAACGUAAGAGCCGCAAACCAUCCCUCCCGCAGGAGUUGGGGCGCUGCGGGAAGGAGGAGCUGCCGGGGACAGGCUCAGAGGUGAUGCUGGCCCAGGCCCGGCUGGCCUGGGAGGCCCAGCAGAUGAUGAGGCAGAGGAGCAGCUGGGACUCGGGUCAGGGAGGAGGGGUCACCCAAGGUGGCGGCUCCAAAGACGGAUAUGAAAGCGAUGGAGCGGUGCCGCUGCCCCUGCCCGGGCCGGUGGUCAGAGCAUUCAGUGAGGACGAGGCCCUGGCCCAGAGCGACUGCCACCACUGGAAACGGAGCACCUUUGACCGUCUGGGCUUCCCUCAGGCCCUGCUGGAGAAGAGCCUCUCUGUUCAGACCAACCUGGCCUCCCCUGAGCCGUACCUGCACCCCUCACAGUCGGAGGACCUCGGAGCCUGUGCCCAGUUUGAAGCCAGUCGAAAUGCGAGGAACAUGAUGCCAAGUGCCAGCUGCGGCAUUUUCACAGAGUUCAGCCUGAGAAAGCCGUCAUCAGAGACUGACAUCGAGAACUGGGCAUCCAAGCACUUCAAUAAACACACACAGGGUUUGUUCAGGAGGAAAGUUUCCAUCGCCAACAUGCUGGCUUGGAGCAGCGAGCCCAUCAAGAAGCCAAUGAUUGUGACCACAGACCGCGCCGUGAAGAAGGAGGCUGUGGACAUCUUCAAACUCAUUCAGACCUUUAUGGGAGACCGUCGCUCCAAAGCGGACCCCCUGGCUCUGGCUCUGGAGGUGGUGGUCCGGGGGUGGAGUAACCAAGGUCUGCGUGAUGAGCUCUACAUCCAGCUGUGCCGUCAAACUACAGAGAACUUCAGAUACGAUAGCCUAGAGCGUGGGUGGGAGCUAAUGGCCAUCUGCCUAGCCUUCUUCCCCCCAACUCCCCGUUUCCAUGCCUACCUGGAGGGAUACAUCUACAGACACAUGGACCCGCUUAAUGACACCAAGGGAGUCGCCAUCAGCUGCUACGCUAAAUAUUGCUACAGGAAACUGAUGAAAGCUGCACUGACUGGAGCCAAGAAGGGCCUACAGAAGCCCUCCCUGGAGGAAAUCCAGCACGCCAGAAAUGCCAUUUUUAGUCCCUCUAUGUUCGGCUCUUCGUUAGAGGAGGUGAUGGCGCUACAGAAGGAGCGAUAUCCAGACCGCCAGCUGCCCUGGGUCCAGACCCGGCUCUCUGAGGAGGUUCUGGGUCUAAACGGAGACCAAACCGAAGGCAUUUUCAGACUUCUGUUCUGCUUUCAGGUGUUUGCCCAACCUGCCAACGUCUCCAUUACCAAGAUGGACGUCAACAACCUGGCCAUGGUCAUGGCCCCCAACUGCCUGCGCUGCCAGUCAGACGAUCCCAGGGUGAUCUUUGAGAACACCCGCAAGGAGAUGUCCUUCAUCCGGGUGCUCAUCCAACGGCUGGACACCAGCUUCAUGGACGGGAUCUUAUAGCCCCCCCCCAGGCCUUUAACCUGCUCCAUCACCCCCCCCCCACACACACACAGCGCAGGACUCCAUCAUUAACUGUUGCUGCCGAGGAUUCAUGUUUACUUUGUGAGGACAGAAACGGCCUUGGUUCUAACGUGGCUGCUUUGUUUGUGUUUCUGUUGGUGCGGCUGUGAUGUCACCUACAGAAACUCUAACCUUAGACUGGAGAUGUGGGAACAUGGCGGUGCUGGGAGUGCCUUCACAUCCCAUGUAACCACAGUCAGCUGCAGGAACCUCCUCCAUGGUUCAGAGGGGCGGGCGGCCAAACCAGUCCAUCCCACUGAGGAGCAGCAGGGCGCCACCUGCUGCUCCUCAGUGGGAUGGAUCAACCAGUGAAGCAGGAAGUGAACAUGGCCUCAUGCCUGUCCUGGACACGGACCACAGCGUGGAGGCGGUUCUAAAGGAGGUUCGGUUGGACGUCUGGGCUCUGGAUGCUCCUGUUGGGGGCAGCUUCAGGUGUUUGAGUUAAAUCCCUUUAAACGGGUUGAAAUGAUCCAUGAUCUCAUCCUCGUAACGUUUCUAGAGCUUUCUGAACCAGAACCUCAUUCUAUCUCAGCAGCUUCUAGUUUGGUCCCGAUUCUUUCAUCUCCAUGGCCUGCAGGCCGCUGUUCUGUCAGACCAGCAUAACCAUAGUCACUACGCAUCCCCAACACGUCAGACC
This is a messenger RNA of Cyprinodon variegatus (sheepshead minnow), 3421 nucleotides long. It is a transcript of the gene arhgap39, whose product is annotated as Rho GTPase activating protein 39. Bases 43 to 2724 code for a protein of 893 amino acids. NCBI's taxonomy places the organism in Eukaryota, Metazoa, Chordata, Actinopteri, Cyprinodontiformes, Cyprinodontidae. Gene Ontology annotation, cellular component: cytoskeleton; cytoplasm. Gene Ontology annotation, molecular function: protein binding; GTPase activator activity. The record is from RefSeq and is a predicted model, not a curated record. The transcript has 8 exons.